AUGCCGCGGAAGCGCAAAGAGAGCUCGUGCAGCAGCGCGUCUUCUUCGAAUCCAAAAAAACACAAGCCGUCGGCCGAGCCAGUGCUUGCAUGUCGCGAUGAACCCGAAUCUUUGCCGUUACCGGAAGAACGUCUCCUCACUGUGGAAGAAGCAGAAUUGUUGGUUCUUGAACGUCAGCGAGAUUUGUCUCCUUUGCGAGAUGAAAGCGCAUAUUGGCGAGACAUGAGGAACAGCGACGCUGUGUUCCGGAUGAUGCGCAAAUUUCAAGCGGAUCGGAAGCGGGAGGCCGAAGAGUUGGAGUGCAAGACAAUGAGGCAGUUGAAAGAGCUUGACACGGCUUCCAGUAGGCAUAUUGUGAGACGGAUGAAGACGAAGAAGCACCAAGAAGAUGUGCUGAAGGACCCAUUGUACCGUUUGAAACACAUCAACAAACAGCUUUUCGGAAUGUGUCGUUCGGAUCGCAUCUCGAAACUCGCUGAACGGAUGGAAUCCGAGAUCGCGACGCAUAUUGUGAGACGGAUGAAGACGAAGAAGAACCAAGAAGAUGUGCUGAAGGACCCAUUGUACCGUUUGAAACACAUCAACAAACAGCUUUUCGGAAUGUGUCGUUCGGAUCGUAUCUCUAAACUCGCUGAACGGAUGGAAUCCGAGAUCGCGACGCGUUUUCCGGAAGUCCGAACCCUGAAGUGAUUUCCCACGGCAUUCCUUUUUUUUUUAUUCGUGAAGAAGUUACGCCGUGUGGGUUUCUACCUCGAAAGAAAAACAAAGAGCGCUCUUUUUUGCGCCUUCUUUUGGCAUUUUGGAGUCGAGUCGAGGAAAAUUUUUUUUUUCGUUCAUUUCUGCGGAUAUUCAGUGAUGUUUUUUCGCCAAGUGCCUCGAGAAUUUUUUGUGCUGUUGGGAGCGUGGAUGAAUUGUCGGAUUUCGGGAAAGAAAAUUCGUUCCAUUUGGAAAGGAA
Molecule: messenger RNA, 955 nt
Organism: Notodromas monacha
Lineage: Eukaryota; Metazoa; Arthropoda; Ostracoda; Podocopida; Cyprididae
Source: the annotation of a GenBank genome assembly